Messenger RNA from Budorcas taxicolor (takin), 2273 nucleotides. It is a transcript of the gene SMAD1, whose product is annotated as SMAD family member 1. Bases 255 to 1652 code for a protein of 465 amino acids. The record is from RefSeq and is a predicted model, not a curated record. Gene Ontology annotation, molecular function: I-SMAD binding; RNA polymerase II cis-regulatory region sequence-specific DNA binding; DNA-binding transcription factor activity, RNA polymerase II-specific. The transcript has 7 exons. Lineage: Eukaryota; Metazoa; Chordata; Mammalia; Artiodactyla; Bovidae. Gene Ontology annotation, cellular component: heteromeric SMAD protein complex. Gene Ontology annotation, biological process: transforming growth factor beta receptor signaling pathway; BMP signaling pathway; SMAD protein signal transduction.
CCUCUGCCCCCACCAGCCUCUUGGGGGUCGAGGUCAAGGAAAGUUCGCACCGAAAUUCCCUCUAAUUUAUUCAAAGGUGCUCGCUUUGGGUUCCUUUUGGAAACACCAGGAAUGGUCAUUUCUACUUUUCAGGACCUCUGCACGAAGAAGCUAAGGAGAAUCUUAUGUAGAUAAAGUGAAGCCUCUCUCACUGUCCUUUCACGUUUGGGGACGUCUGUAUUUCUCCCUCCACAAGGAGUGUGUGCAGCACCAUCAUGAACGUGACAAGUUUGUUUUCCUUCACAAGUCCAGCUGUGAAGAGACUUCUUGGCUGGAAACAGGGUGACGAGGAAGAAAAAUGGGCAGAGAAGGCCGUUGAUGCUUUGGUGAAAAAACUGAAGAAAAAGAAGGGUGCCAUGGAGGAACUGGAAAAGGCCUUGAGCUGCCCGGGCCAGCCCAGUAACUGCGUCACCAUUCCCCGCUCCCUGGACGGCAGACUGCAGGUCUCCCACCGGAAGGGGCUGCCUCACGUCAUCUACUGCCGCGUGUGGCGCUGGCCCGACCUUCAGAGCCACCACGAACUGAAGCCGUUGGAAUGCUGCGAGUUUCCCUUCGGCUCCAAGCAGAAGGAGGUGUGCAUCAACCCCUACCACUAUAAGCGAGUAGAAAGCCCCGUUCUUCCUCCAGUACUGGUUCCAAGACACAGCGAAUACAAUCCUCAGCACAGCCUCUUAGCUCAGUUCCGCAACUUAGGGCAAAAUGAGCCUCACAUGCCACUCAACGCCACUUUCCCGGAUUCUUUCCAGCAGCCCAACAGCCAUCCGUUUCCUCAUUCUCCCAACAGCAGUUACCCCAACUCUCCUGGAAGCAGCAGCAGCACGUACCCUCACUCUCCGACCAGCUCAGACCCAGGAAGCCCCUUUCAGAUGCCAGCAGAUACACCCCCACCUGCUUACCUGCCCCCUGAAGACCCCAUGACCCAGGAUGGCUCUCAACCCAUGGACACAAAUAUGAUGGCGCCUUCUCUGCCCUCAGAAAUCAACAGAGGAGAUGUACAGGCGGUUGCUUAUGAGGAGCCGAAACACUGGUGCUCUAUUGUCUACUAUGAGCUCAACAAUCGCGUGGGCGAAGCGUUCCAUGCCUCUUCCACGAGCGUGUUGGUGGAUGGUUUCACCGAUCCUUCCAACAACAAGAACCGCUUCUGCCUCGGGCUGCUCUCCAACGUUAACCGGAAUUCCACCAUCGAAAACACGAGGCGGCAUAUCGGAAAAGGAGUCCAUCUUUAUUAUGUCGGAGGUGAGGUGUAUGCCGAAUGCCUCAGUGACAGUAGUAUUUUUGUGCAAAGUCGGAACUGCAACUACCAUCACGGAUUUCAUCCCACUACUGUUUGCAAGAUCCCGAGUGGGUGUAGUUUGAAAAUUUUUAAUAACCAAGAGUUUGCUCAGUUACUGGCACAGUCUGUGAACCACGGCUUCGAGACGGUCUAUGAGCUCACAAAAAUGUGCACUAUCCGCAUGAGCUUUGUGAAGGGCUGGGGAGCAGAAUACCACCGCCAGGAUGUUACCAGCACCCCCUGCUGGAUCGAGAUCCAUCUGCACGGCCCCCUCCAGUGGCUGGAUAAAGUCCUUACCCAGAUGGGCUCACCUCAUAACCCUAUUUCAUCUGUGUCUUAAACGCCUCAGGCUUCUGCCUCUGGAACACUAUUGAGCCUUGCAUGUACUUGAAGGAUGGAUGAGUCAGACAACCAUCUGAACUGACAAAGGAGCCUUGACAAUACUUGACCUCUGUGACCAACUGUCGGAUUCAGAAAUUGAAAAACCGGGGUAACAUACUGUUGAUAUCAAGAACCUGUUUCGUUUACAUUGUAACAUUGGAUUGUAAAAUCAACUAAAAUGCAUACUUUUUAGCAGGACUUUGUGUAUAGUUAAAGGAGAGAAGGCCAAGCCAGGGACAAAUCACCUAUUGGAAAAACGAUCCUAAGAGAGUCUUUUGUGUUUGGCAUUUUAAGGUCAUCGUUUGGCAGAAGUUAAGCAUUAAUAGUCUUUCUGAUGUGUGUUUUUAUCAGGUUUAGAGCCUGCGUGGAGUAUUCUCUUCGUGGGUUUUCAUAAUAUUUUAAAACUAUUCGUUUAGUAAAGGGUUUUGUUUGUUUUUUAAGUAAAGGUUAAUCUUGGUGAUAUACAUAGUAAUCUUUCUAAAAUUGUAUGCUGACCACAAUGCUGUCAGAAUAAUGUUAGACAUACGCUCUUUGCUAAAUAUAUAUGUACAGAAUAUUUGAAAGUUAAGAAUUGAUUAGA